GCGGGGCAGGGCAGGCCGGGCUGGAGCGGGCGGGGUGCGGGGAGUCCUGCGAGCGGACGCGGCGGCCUGGGCUCUGCCGGUGAGCGGCCUGACGGUCUGUGAGGAGAUCACGGAGUGAGGGGAGCGGCGCAGCGGUGCUCCACGGCCGUCCUCACCGCCCGCAGCUGAUAUCGCGGCCUCGGCGGCCCGGCCCGGCCCGGCGCAGCCAUGUCGGGGCUCCUGGGGAAGCUGUUCGGGACGGGCGCCGGCGGGAAGGGCGCCGGCAAGGGUCCGUCCCCGCAGGAGGCGAUCCAUCGGCUCCGCGACACGGAGGAGAUGCUGAGUAAGAAGCAGGAGUUCCUCGAGAAGAAGAUCGAGCAGGAGCUGGCGGCCGCCCGCAAGCACGGCACUAAGAACAAGCGCGCUGCUCUUCAGGCCCUGAAGCGCAAGAAGAGGUACGAGAAGCAGCUGGCACAGAUAGAUGGCACCUUGUCAACGAUUGAGUUCCAGAGGGAAGCCCUGGAGAAUGCCAACACCAACACUGAAGUGCUCAAGAACAUGGGCUUUGCUGCUAAAGCCAUGAAAGCUGCUCAUGACAACAUGGAUAUUGAUAAAGUAGAUGAAUUAAUGCAGGACAUUGCAGAGCAGCAAGAGCUGGCAGAUGAGAUUUCAACAGCCAUCUCCAAGCCAGUUGGAUUCGGGGAGGAGUUUGAUGAGGAUGAACUCAUGGCAGAACUAGAGGAACUAGAACAAGAAGAGCUAGACAAAAACUUGCUGGAAAUCAGUGGUCCUGAGACAGUACCACUACCAAAUGUGCCCUCAAUAUCAAUACCAUCAAAGCCAGCCAAGAAGAAAGAAGAAGAAGAGGAUGAUGACAUGAAAGAGCUGGAAGCUUGGGCAGGAACUAUGUAACCACAACAAUUACCUGGCUGGAAUAAGAAAAAACCCCAAGAAUAGAAACAAACAACAACAAAAAAAAAGUCACAACAAAACAAAAGACUUUGAUUACCUGUUCUGGGUGCAAAUGUGUUGUGUUGAGGAGAAAAAAAGCAGAAGCAAAAUGUCUUUACCUUUUAAUUUUAACCCAAAGCAGUGGGAACUGCAUUGCUGGGUUCAUGUUUCCUUUCUGUCCUGCAUUAGCAUGGUCUGCCCAAAGGGAAGGCUAAAAAGGGGGGGGUGGGGGGAGCAGGAGGCAUUUGCCUGCAGCUGAUACGGUUCAAUUGGUGUAGAAAAACCAGAACUAAAAGGUGAUUGCUUGAAAAAAUAAACCCCAAAAUCAAACCUUCAGCUUUUUUGGGACUGUGCUGCUGCCACUGCUGGAUCUUCAUCUUCAGAGUCUGGGCUGUGUUGAAGCGAAAUAAGCUGAUUAAACAACCCAGCCCUAGCCCUGCUCUGGUUUUAAGUCAGUUUUAGUGUGUCUAGAAGUCUUGUAAAGCAUUUGAAGUCUUGAGCCACCCAUGGGUGGCUUCUCCUCUUUAGGUGCAAGAAUGCUUUAGGUUUUUAGUCCUUGGCAAGCUCUCUUUGUGUCCCUGGACUGAUGUGUGGCCAACCUCGUGUCUGUCACCGCCACAGCCUUGUCACUGUCCCUGUUUCAAGUUGGUGAUCUUGAUUGGCAGUCUGGGAGGGAAGGGAGGGGGAGGGAAGGAUUCAGUUUCAGUUGUACAUUUGGGUUUUUUUUCUACCUAGCACUACGAUGUUGAUGCUUUUGUUUUGGUUCCUUUUUUUGGUUUGGUUUUCUUUUUGGUGAUAAUUGAUAACCCAUUCAGAUACAUGCACACAGAAACUCCUAUGGAUUGCACUGUAUUAAAUAUCUUGAUUAAUUUUCA
Messenger RNA from Pogoniulus pusillus (Red-fronted tinkerbird), 1805 nucleotides. RefSeq names its product charged multivesicular body protein 4B (gene CHMP4B). The transcript has 5 exons. The record is from RefSeq and is a predicted model, not a curated record. Gene Ontology annotation, biological process: late endosome to vacuole transport via multivesicular body sorting pathway; vesicle budding from membrane. Lineage: Eukaryota; Metazoa; Chordata; Aves; Piciformes; Lybiidae. The coding region runs from base 208 to 891 and encodes 227 amino acids. Gene Ontology annotation, cellular component: multivesicular body; ESCRT III complex; cytoplasmic side of plasma membrane.